This is a messenger RNA of Rodentolepis nana, 1377 nucleotides long. The record is from the annotation of a GenBank genome assembly. NCBI's taxonomy places the organism in Eukaryota, Metazoa, Platyhelminthes, Cestoda, Cyclophyllidea, Hymenolepididae.
AACAAGGAUACUACCCUAGAAAAAGCCAAUGAGCUCACUUAUCUCGGAAUGACGUUUGACACAAAGCCAACGUGGAAAAGUCACAUUGCUAAAAUAGCAGAACGAGUCUCCAAUAGACUGAACGUACUGAAGCGUCUUGCUGGUAGCCUAUGGGGCUGUGCACACUCAACUCUCAACAUCACUUACAAGAUGUUUAUUCAGCCAAUAAUGUUGUAUUGCUGUGAGCCACUCAUUACAGCCACAGAGGUGACUCUCAAACCCCUCGAGAAGGCACACAACCAAGCAUUACGACUAAUUACUGGAGGGAUACAAUCAACACCGANUCACAUUGCUAAAAUAGCAGAACGAGUCUCCAAUAGACUGAACGUACUGAAGCGUCUUGCUGGUAGCCUAUGGGGCUGUGCACACUCAACUCUCAACAUCACUUACAAGAUGUUUAUUCAGCCAAUAAUGUUGUAUUGCUGUGAGCCACUCAUUACAGCCACUGAGAUGACUCUCAAACCACUCGAGAAGGCACACAACCAAGCAUUACGACUAAUUACUGGAGGGAUACAAUCAACACCGAUUGAUGCAAUGCUCCUGGUGAAGGCCUUGAUACUGUAUGAGAAGCUACUGCGCAUUCCCAUGGAUAACUACUUCAGCAACUAUGAGGAUAGACCAAGACAUCUGAAAAAGCAAUCUGUUCUAAUACAGAAAGCCAGAGAACUGAAGAAAGAAUUACAAAUCGAUGACAAACCCGCAAGUCUCUCUCUCCCCAUGAACCCAUUAGCAGACAUUGAUGUAACAAUCAAUGUCAACUAUCCUGGAGGUCAAUGGCUCCAAGUCUUCACUGAUGGGUCAUGCAUAGAAAGCCAAGCAAACGAUGGUGCAGGUGUCUAUUCUGAACUCUUCUCUUUCUACGCAGCAGCGGGAAACUACAGAUCCGCUUUCAAAGGUGAAAUAGAGGCCAUUAGGAUAGCACUAAGCCAAUUAUGUUAUCUGGAUACGAAAUUCACCAAAGCGGUGAUACUUGCGGACUCACAAGGGAAAAACAAAACAGUGGUCCAACAAUGGAUUCCUGGUCACUGUGGCAUAAAAGGCAAUGAGCUUGCUGACACACUCGCUAAGAAGGAGACAACAAUUUUGCAAUGCAUGGACCGACCGAUGCCUUUCCACACAAAGAAGGCCUUAAUCAGGAGAGAAUUCCAGACCUCAAGGUGCAACGAAAUUAAAACUCGAACAAAGGAGAAACAGUGGACAGUGGCACUCUCCGACAUAGUCGACUGGCCAAGAAUCGAAUUUGUUGCUGAGUUUAGACCACGUUCCGGACACGAUUGCCUGGCAAAGCACCUUCACAGAUUGGGAGUAUACACUCAACCCACAUCCCCCCCUAUGUAA